This is a messenger RNA of Plectropomus leopardus (leopard coralgrouper), 1614 nucleotides long. RefSeq names its product retinol dehydrogenase 13-like. The record is from RefSeq and is a predicted model, not a curated record. Lineage: Eukaryota; Metazoa; Chordata; Actinopteri; Perciformes; Serranidae.
GGACAUUAAUUGUGGGUUUGCGGUACUCUUUUGUUUCUCACGCGAGAAGGACCGUGUUAUUACAGAGAUACAGAGGAGACGCUGCGAUCGGACUUUAAUUCAGUUGUAUAAAUAGUCUGAGGAUUAGCAGGAAAAUGCAGACCUUCACAGCGAUAAGAUCAUUUGUUUUUCAGUAUCCUAAAACUAUUGCUGUGGUCACAGUAACAGGAGUGGGACUGUUUGGCGUGAAGACAUGGAUGGCAGGUAGAGCGUGUCGCAGCAAAGCCUUGUUGGAUGGAAAGACUGUCUUGAUCACUGGAGGCAACACCGGGAUUGGAAAAGAAACGGCUGUUGACUUGGCCAGAAGGGGUGCGAGGGUCAUCCUGGCCUGCAGAGACAUGGACAGAGCUAAUAAAGCUGCAGAGGAGGUGAAGAAGAGGAGCGGAAAUGACAACGUUGUUGUGAAAAAGCUGGACUUGGCGUCUCUACAGUCGGUGCGACAACUCGCCAGAGACAUUCUGGCGAGUGAAGAGAGGCUGGAUGUUCUCAUCAAUAAUGCAGGCAUUAUGAGCUGUCCAAGAUGGCUUACUGAAGACGGCUUUGAAAUGCAGUUUGGCGUCAACCACCUGGGCCACUUCCUUUUAACAAACUGCCUGCUGGAUCUGCUGAAGAAGUCGGCUCCGAGCCGCGUCGUCAACGUCUCCAGUUUAGCUCAUGAAAGAGGUCAGAUCCGUUUUGACGACAUACAUCAGGAGAAAGAUUACCACCCGUGGAGAAGCUAUUCACAAAGUAAACUAGCUAAUGUCCUUUUUACAAGGGAGCUGGCUAACAGACUGCAAGGUACCGGAGUGACAACAUACAGCCUCCACCCUGGAGUAAUCCGGACAGAGCUGGGCCGACACUUCUGGCCCACAAUGCCUCUGUGGAAGAGAGUCGUGUACACACCACUCAUGUUCCUCAUCAAGUCUCCAACAGAAGGCGCUCAGACCACCAUCUACUGCGCUGUGGAGGAGAGCCUGCAGAAUGACAGUGGACUCUACUACAGCGACUGCGCCCCUAAAACAGCGGCCCCUCAGGCUCGGGAUGAUGAAGCUGCCAGGAAGCUGUGGGCUCUGAGUGCCUCUAUGGUUGGUCUGACAUAAUCACAGUGGCAUUGAUGACCACCAUCAUCAUCAUCAUCAUCAUCAUAGUACCAAAGGACUGCCAAUUGGCCUGAGGAAGGACUGGUGCUCUUUCUAAUGAGCAUCUGCGCGUCUACGGUCAGCUGAGCUCCGUCUUAAUGUGACAAAUGAGUAAACAGACAGGCAUUCACAAGUGAUAGACAUUUAUUCAGAAUAUACAACAAACUACUUGCAAAAAUACUAUGGAAUUCAUUAUGGGUUUUUUUCUCAAACAGAAGCAAUGCUUCACAGGUAAGUUACAUGGAAGCAGUAUGAUCUUUAGUUCUGAUUGCCAUUAGCGUGAAAUGACAUCUUAAAUGACAAGUUUCACCAAUGUCUGUUGACUAAGGGCUCAAAAGUCAUUCAAUGUUUCGUGUUAAUCAUCCAAAAGAAUUACAUGUGCUUUGAAGGUUUUUGUAACACUGUUAAAAGCAACAUUUUUUUUCUCCUGGGCAAUAAAGUGCUGUUAAACAUA